ACCCCAGCCCGGUCCACUCUAUUUGCUUUACUUGCACCUUUCCCUCACGCACCCAAGAACCUCUGCUACUAACCCAAUGGAGUUUUGGGUAUUAAUCCUGUCCUUGCUUCUUCCCAGCUGAAUGACCUUGGACGUGCCAUGUAAAUUCUCUGCGCCUCAUUUUAAAUACUUUAUAGAUACUGUCCAAAACCAUGUGUAGGUGUUCUUAUUGGUCACAAUCCGAGGAAACAAGGCAGAGUUGCGGUACUUGUACAAGAGCAUCCAGCCGCUUUAGUACAGGUUAAAUGCGGUUAUCUUCGUAAGCAGCCCUCACAAUGCCCCGCAUGCAUUAGGUGCUCAUUAUACGGUCACUUUUGUUUCCAUUUCCCACACGGAAGUGAGUGACCCCGCAGGGCUCCCGAUGCCCUCGGGCCCGCAGCCAUCCAGCCCGCAGGCCACCACAUCACAUGAGUCGUACUAUCUUUAGCCAGGGAGAUAUUUAUAUCCCCCGGAAAGUUUUUUUUCCGCUCUGGAGGAAGCCCCAGAGUCGGUGGCCGCUGAAUCCAGGCCCCCGGUGGCGGCCCCGCGCCCAUCCGGCUCGCCAUGCCGCGGGCCCCAGAGGCCUCCCCGGUGCAGGUGUGGGUGGGCGGCCAGCUCUUCCAGGCCGAGCGGGCCCUGCUGGUGGAGCACUGCGGCUUCUUCCGCGGCCUCUUCCGCUCCGGCAUGCGGGAGACGCGCGCGGCCGAGGUGCGCCUGGGCGCGCUGAGCGCUGGCGGCUUCCACACCAUGCUGCAGGUGCUGCGCGGCGAGCGGCCUGCGCUGGCGGCCGCCGACGAGCUGCUGCAGGCCGUGGAGUGCGCCGCCUUCUUGCAGGCGCCGGCGCUGGCGCGCUUCCUGGAGCACAGCCUCACGUCGGACAACUGCGCGCUGCUGUGCGACGCGGCCGCCAUCUUCGGCCUGCACGACGUGUUCCGCAGCGCCGCGCUCUUCAUCCGCGACGGCGCGCGCGAACUGGCGGCCGAGCUGGCGCUGCCCGAGGCCCGCGCCUACGUGGCGGCGCUGCGGCCCAGCAGCUACGUGGCCGUGAGCACGCACACGCCGGCGCCCGGCUUCCUGGAGGACGCGUCGCGCACACUGUGCUACCUGGACGAGGAGGCGGAUGCGUGGCGCACGCUGGCCGCGCUGCCCCUGGAGGCCAGCACGCUGCUGGCGGGCGUGGCCACGCUGGGCAACAAGUUGUAUAUCGUGGGUGGCGUGAGGGGCGCCAGCAAGGAGGUGGUGGAGCUGGGCUUCUGCUACGAUCCGGACAGCGGCACGUGGGGCGAAUUCCCCAGCCCGCACCAGCCGCGCUACGACACGGCGCUGGCCGGCUUCGAUGGCCGCCUCUACGCCAUAGGCGGCGAGUUCCAGAGGAUGCCCAUGAGCUCUGUGGAACGCUACGACCCGGCUGCAGGCUGCUGGAGCUUCGUAGCCGAUCUGCCGCAGCCGGCUGCGGGCGUCCCCUGCGCCCAGGCGUGUGGCCGCCUCUUCGUGUGUCUGUGGCGGCCAGCUGACACCACGGCGGUGGUGGAGUACACUGUGCGGGCCGACACGUGGCUGCAGGUGGCCGAGCUGCGGCGCCCGCAGAGCUACGGCCACUGCAUGGUGGCCCACCGCGACAGUCUCUACGUGGUGCGCAACGGACCUUCUGACGACUUCCUACACUGCGCCAUCGACUGCUUCAACCUGGCCACGGGCCAGUGGACGGCGCUGCCCGGCCAGUUUGUCAACAGCAAGGGAGCGCUCUUCACCGCUGUGGUGCGCGGCGACACAGUCUAUACGGUCAACCGCAUGUUUACGCUGCUCUAUGCCAUUGAGGGUGGCACCUGGAGAUUGCUCAGGGAGAAGACCGGUUUCCCGAGGCCUGGCUCCUUGCAGACCUUCCUUCUUAGGUUGCCGCCCGGCACCCCGGGGCCUGUGGCCUCAACGACACCAGAACUGUGACCUGGGCUGGUCUUAGGAGGGGUAUCUCGGAGUCUUCGCUGAACCUGGGCAGAGUCUAUAAGGCUGGCCUUUGGAAUUGCGUGGAACUUCUGUCCGGUUGAGACA
Molecule: messenger RNA, 2067 nt
Organism: Hyaena hyaena (striped hyena)
Lineage: Eukaryota; Metazoa; Chordata; Mammalia; Carnivora; Hyaenidae
Gene: KBTBD13
Product: kelch repeat and BTB domain containing 13
Exons: 1
Coding region: 583-1962 (459 amino acids)
Molecular function (GO): protein binding
Source: RefSeq, a predicted model, not a curated record